AUGAUUGUUGAUUCCACAAGAAAAGGGAAGAGGUUUCCUGACAGUAUGUCCAAGACAAUACCAAUUUGGACCUGUGUGUUAAAUCGUGCGAUUUCUAAUCAUAGGGCCAGAAUGGAUGGAAACGGCACUCUAAAGAAUGAAUCAAAUAGUUCGGAUGAGCUAACUAGUAAUAUUGAGCAAGAGUCUUCUGAGUGGGAUUGUUCCUUGCAUCUUCCUCUCUGGGUUUCAGAAACUGAGAAAGCAAUGAUUGAUGCCCGUUUGGAAGGAUGGACCAAGGAAUUUGAAGCCAGUGGAGCAGACAUUGCCUCAAUUUCAUCAUCCCUGAGAAAACCUCUACGACCAUUAUGGAUAUCACAGAAAACUGUCAUCUGGUUGAAUGAAGUACCUGAAUAUGAUUCGUGGGAUUUCACACCUGUGAUGCUUAUUUCUGCGUCAUCGUUGAGUAGCAUGUUUCAGAAACUAACUACCUCUGAGUUUAGCUGGAAUUAUAUUCCUGGAGCUGGUGACGACGAGGAAAGUUGGGCAAGGGGUUUAUCACCUAAUCUUUUCUGGAAAAAUGCCUAUGAUCUUAUAAGCUUAGGUCCUGAGUUGUGUAACCAAAAGGUAGCUAAUAUUGUUGAAAAGGAUCGAGUUUAUCGGGCACAAAGGGGAGAAAAUGCUCCUCAGGUGUCCAUCAGACCUUCAAAAUGUUUGGGUAGAACAAACCCGUUUGACGUGGAUAUUCCUAGUUUGGCUGGGGAUGAAAAAUCAAGUGACAACUACGCAAUAUCUUGGUUGGGCUCAACUAACAUCGCAGUUGGAAGAACUCCACUCGCCGUGGACAUGUUUCCUGCUGAUAGCAUAAUAAACUGUCACAAGGAGUCAGUCUCUCUCUCUAUGGAUUCAGAAUCGUAUCUAUACCUGCCAAUCGUGGACUCCAAAUUUGAUAGGUUUUCUUUGUUGAGAAAUCUUCCCUCUGCCUUGGAUUUUGCCAAAACGAACUUAAGACAAGGGAAGACACUUCUAAUUUGCUGCGACAAUGGAGAAGAUAUAAGCAUAUGUGUGUGUUUGGCAAUCUUUACUUCAUUAUAUACUGACGCAGGACACUUUGAUGAUGGGAACUCCUUUAACGAGACACGUAUAACCAAGUUAGAGUUGCGUAGAAGAUUGGUAUUUAUAUGUAAAUUUGCCGUUAAUGCUCGCCCGUCAAGAGAUGCUUAUGAUAUGAGCUUUGGUUGCUUUGACGCCUUCCUGUUCUGA
Fraxinus pennsylvanica is the source of this 1239-nucleotide messenger RNA. Lineage: Eukaryota; Viridiplantae; Streptophyta; Magnoliopsida; Lamiales; Oleaceae. The record is from the annotation of a GenBank genome assembly.